UGAGUAAGAAGAAAGCUCAUUGCCUCCUUCCACCCCCUGUUAAGAAUCUUUGCCAAUUUACAACUCCAGGACACCACUUUGCUUUGCUUUGUAGCCAAGAAUGUUUCUCACCUGCACCCACUAACCAACCGUAUAAACAAACCCCACUAACCCACUAUGAUUAUCUCAUCAGAAACUAAGUAGCCAUUUCUCCCAAUCCCAUGGAUUCAAAUUCUGAUCAGAUAAUUUUAGCAUUUAAUUUGCUGUUUUUCUGGUUUCUUGUGUCUGUAAGUACCACAGAUGGUACAGGGUGCAAGACCCAGUUCAGUUUAAAUGGAAUGGGAGAAAAAACUUACCAAAAAUGUGUGGAUUUUCAAGCUCAAGGAGCCUCCAUUGCUUGGACAUUCUUUCCUCACAACAAGACCUUGGACAUAGUUUUCAGUGGUCAGAUGAUAUCCCCCUCAGGAUGGAUAGGAUGGGGAAUCAAUCCUGUGGCUCCCAAUACAAUGGUGGGUACAAGAGCCUUAAUAGCCUUCAGAGGCCCCUCUGGAUCCAGCAUUGUACUGCCUUAUUUUUUGGACAAUGCUGUCAAAACCCAACAGGCUGCCCUUGUUCCAAACCAGACAAAUACAGAUUUUGUUGUUCUUAAAAGCUCUGUAUUUUUGAGCUCAUCCUCUUCUUCUGCAAGGAUCUUUGCCACCCUCAAAUUGGGUUCUAACCCUACUUCUCUGAACCAUGUUUGGAAUAGGGGAAUGUCUGUACAGGGCUAUUCACCAGGGAUUCAUGGGACCAGUGUUGAAGAUCUCAAGUGCACAAAGACUAUUGAAAUGGUCUCUGGGUCUGUGAGAGCCACACCAGAUAAUCCUAUUUCUACAGGCCAAAGACUGAGGAUCAUACAUGGGAUUCUUAACAGUAUUUCAUGGGGAUUUCUCCUCUUCCUUGGAGUCAUAACUGCUCGCUAUCUUGGGAAAUUUGAAACUCUAAAUCCAGCUUGGUUUUAUAUUCAUGUAGGACUGCAAAUGACAGGAUAUGGCAUUGGAGUAGCAGGAUGGGCCAUUGGAUUAAAGCUCGGCAAAAUGUCCCAAGGAGUUUCACAUAAUUUCCAUCGUAAUCUUGGGAUUGUAAUAUUCACAUUGGGCACUCUGCAAAUAUUUGCUCUGCUCUUCCGUCCAAAGAAGGCCCACAAGCUCAGAAAAUAUUGGAAAUCAUACCACCAUUUUGUUGGGUAUGCCUGUCUGAUCAUAAGUAUUGUGAAUGUAUUUGAGGGGAUUAAUCUCAUGGGCUUGUCAACUGUUAAGCUGCUCUACAGCUUGGCCAUUUCAUCUCUCAUUGGGCUUUGUGUUGUACUAGAAGUGAACAGUUGGAUUAUGUUUUUUAAGAGCAAGAGAGAAGAGGAGGAUGCCAAAAUCAGUAUGUAGCCUGCACAUGGAUUCAGGAAGCUUUGAAUCCAAGGGUUUUUUUAACUUGGUUAAGCGAUCCAAACAUGAGAACCUGGACAAAUGAAAAUCCUUAUGCGUUAUUGUAAUCUACUAAUUUUGCACUUCCCUAGUCAUCACAAAUAAAACCUUGUAAAUUUAGAGUUUAUUACCUUAAAGAGUGUGAUCUUCAGCCUGUAAGCACACAUUUUAUGUUUUAUAUUAUUGGAGCUUCGAGCCACAACUUUGGGUGAGGUAUGCUUUUAUUUAGAAUGCAAUUUUUUUUCUGGGUAA
Messenger RNA from Cryptomeria japonica (Japanese cedar), 1688 nucleotides. RefSeq names its product cytochrome b561 and DOMON domain-containing protein At2g04850. The transcript has 2 exons. The coding region runs from base 201 to 1397 and encodes 398 amino acids. The record is from RefSeq and is a predicted model, not a curated record. Lineage: Eukaryota; Viridiplantae; Streptophyta; Pinopsida; Cupressales; Cupressaceae.